This is a messenger RNA of Monoraphidium neglectum, 612 nucleotides long. RefSeq names its product Protein SYM1. The record is from RefSeq and is a predicted model, not a curated record. Lineage: Eukaryota; Viridiplantae; Chlorophyta; Chlorophyceae; Sphaeropleales; Selenastraceae. The coding region runs from base 1 to 612 and encodes 203 amino acids. Gene Ontology annotation, cellular component: membrane; cytoplasm. The transcript has 3 exons.
AUGGCCAUUUACAAGCGCAUGGCGACCGGCGACGCGCUGGCGCAGCAGCUGGAGGACGUGCCUUUUGAUGCGCGGCGCAACCUGCUGACCUGCGCUUAUGGGGCCGCGUUCAUAGGGCCCGUUGGGCACGCAUGGUACAUGGCAUUGGACAGGGCGGCGCGUGCGCUGCUGACACCCGGGAGCUUUGCGUUUGUCGGCGGCAAGGUGAUCGCCGACACCGCCCUCUUCGGCCCCCUGCACGUCGCCGGCUACUUCACCCACAUGGCGCUCUGCGAGGGCGGUGGCCCGGAGGAAGUCAUGAGGAAGCUGCGGCGCGACUUCUGGCCGACCUUCAGCGCGGAGCUGACCGUGUGGCCGGUGGUCCAGGCCGCAAACUUCAAGCUCGUGCCUGUUCAGUUCCAGCUGCUGGUCGUGAACCUGUUCACCAUACUGGACUCGUGUUUCAUGAGCUUUGCGCGCGCGAACGAUGGCUGGUUCGAGCGGCUGUUCCCAGACCUGGCGGCGCGGCUCGGCGUGGAGGCGCCGCCAGCGGCAGCGGCAGCGGCGGCGGCGGCAGCGGCAGAUGUGAGCGUCGCGGGCGGCGGCAGCACGAAAGAGAAGAAAGAGAGCUAG